Molecule: messenger RNA, 738 nt
Organism: Pararge aegeria (speckled wood butterfly)
Lineage: Eukaryota; Metazoa; Arthropoda; Insecta; Lepidoptera; Nymphalidae
Gene: ND-19
Product: NADH dehydrogenase [ubiquinone] 1 alpha subcomplex subunit 8
Exons: 4
Coding region: 101-631 (176 amino acids)
Biological process (GO): mitochondrial electron transport, NADH to ubiquinone
Source: RefSeq, a predicted model, not a curated record
UAGUCGCUCUGUUUUACUUCUACGAUUUUGGUGGAAGUAAAUUAAUUUUAAAAAUCGGGUUUACAACUCUAAAUUAUCAGUGAAAUUUUUUGUAAACAACAUGGUGGUAUCCGCCGAUAUAACUUUGCCCGAGGAAUCUGAAUUGACAGUGGAAGAAGUCAAUUUAUCCACUGCUACACUAAGAGCUGGAUCCUUCCAUUUAGGAAAAUAUUGCGAACAAGCCAAUAAUGAAUUUAUGCUUUGUCGUCUUGAAGAGAAUGACCCACGUAAAUGUGUUAAUGAAGGCAAAGCUGUCACUGCGUGCACUUUGGAGUUCUUCCGGAAGGUAAAGAAGUCUUGCCUGGCCGAGUUCAACCAGUACACUACCUGUAUUGACAAGAGCUCUGGAGACUUUGGACUGCAACACUGCCGUACUACUCAAGGAGUAUUUGAUGGGUGUAUGCUGGAAAAACUUCACUUGGAACGACCAGGUUUUGGUUACUUCACCGAGGCAAGGGUCCAUGCCACCAACAGGCCUAAGCCCCCAGUUGAAGAAAAGGCUACUUAUCCGGAUGCUACACCAGGUUUACCAGACACAGCAGAGAGGAAACCAGCCAGAUUUGGUUCACGAUUCUACUGGAUGACCGAAUAAAUACCUCUUGAUAUCAUCCAUCAACUCAAAAAAAGCUAGAACCAAGAGAAGAAAAGGCCGUUAAUAAAAAAAUAUUCUUUAUAUGAAGAUAAAAUUCAAAAAACUUA